Molecule: messenger RNA, 5303 nt
Organism: Sebastes umbrosus (honeycomb rockfish)
Lineage: Eukaryota; Metazoa; Chordata; Actinopteri; Perciformes; Sebastidae
Product: interleukin-6 receptor subunit beta
Exons: 15
Coding region: 467-3013 (848 amino acids)
Biological process (GO): cytokine-mediated signaling pathway
Cellular component (GO): external side of plasma membrane; signaling receptor complex
Molecular function (GO): cytokine receptor activity; cytokine binding
Source: RefSeq, a predicted model, not a curated record
AUUACUAUUAUUUUAGGAAAGUUACAGUAAAUUUGCAUAUUGUGUAAAACAAAAAUUCAGUAUGAGUUUUCUCUCCAGGUCCCCCAGGACCCCAAUACAUUGUUCUUUUCAAAAAGCACUAAUUAACCCACCACACAAACAAAUCAAAAUCAAAUUGUCUCCACUUGGUCAAACUGCUGCACUUCAUGUUGUUGACACAUUUCCUAUGUGGCAAUGCCAAGAGGAGAAAUACUGUGGGAACACAGCUUGAGGGCUCAAAACUCUAAAAAUAUUGUAGUGAAAUUUGUUUUAUACACAGGAAAAUAUUCCAAGUAAAUUGAUGAAAUGUAAACACUAAACUGAGUCAUUCUUGGACAUCCUGUUUUUCUUUAGCUGUUCAGUGUGCAGGGUCCUUGAGUCGCUGGUGGUGUGAUGAGGUAAAGUGAGUGAGCAGGGUUGCACUGCCAGCAGAGACCAGGUGGUGUUCAUGGAGCGGGGCUCGGCUGUGGUGUGGAUCUGCCUGCUGGGGGUCGGACUCGCCAUGGCUUUGCCUCCAGCCGUUGCCGUUACAACCUCCGAGGCCGACCCCCGACCCCCGCGGCUGAUUGGCUGUGUGUUCCUGCAUAGAGCUAAUGUCACCUGCCGCUGGGAGGCUGGGGACACCCCAAAGACGAACUACACUCUGCAAGUCCAUCUGGUGUUUGAGCCGAGGGAUGUGUGCACCAGACAGAGCAGCUUCUCACCAGACAACGGAGCAGCUUCUUUCCUAUCUGCGAAGAUGUUCACCUGCACCACGUCUGGCACCAGCUGCACGGCACAAUUCAUUCGCACCUCCGUGGUAAACUGCUUUUGCAUCAUCAUCACAGCACACGGUCGCAACCAGAGCAUACCUCGGUGUCAAUCUGGUAGGACUGAAGUGAUGUUACCUCCAGUCCCUUUGAACAGCGUGAAGGCAGUCAGUGGGAAACCUAAGUGUCUGAAUGUAACCUGGAGCUACUUGUUGGACGGCCUUCCUCUGUCCAAAAAUGAAAUAAAAGCUGGAGACCUGAAAUCUCAAAUACAGUUCACAGCACAGGAGCAGUUCGAUGCUCAGGUGGAAACUGUGAUAGUGAAUGACACCAGCUUCCUGGUUUGUCUCUUCAGGCCUGACACUUCGUACACAGUCAGGCUUCGUCACCACUACAGGGCCCCGGAGAGUCCCUGGAGCCCGUGGAGCAACGCCCGCGAGGGAAGGACAGGAGAGAAUGCUCCAUCUGCAGCACCAGCCUUCUGGAGGCGAGUGAAACAAACAGACAAGAAUGGCUGGAGACUCAUCUCACUGCUCUGGAAGCCCUUGCCUGGCAGGGUUCUCUUCUUCAAUGUGACUUGUCAGACAGAAAGCGCUAAGGUCCUUAAUGACCACAUGAGCUGCAGAGGUUUGCACCAUACGAGUACUUCCUGUAGCGUGCUCCUGCCCGCUGGACGAUGCUCCUGUGCUCUGACGGCCUCCACCUCUGCAGGGACCUCGCCAGAAGCCCGAAUAUGGCUCAGCGGAGCUUCUGAGACAGAGCCGCCACCCCCGAGCCAAAUCACUGUAAAUCCACUGGGUGACAGUAGAUUGGAUGUUCGUUGGACGGCUCCAGUUGAUUGGUCAGCGAGCGGCUUUGUCGUGGAAUGGUUUGCUGUCAGAGAGAAAAACAGCAGCAUCCUACACUGGGAAAAGCGGAAUAGUUCCUGUACAACGCUGGUCAUCACAGAGGGAGUAAAGCCGAUGGAGCGUUAUGCUGUUUCUGUCAAAGCGCUGUAUGGUGAACGAGGGGCCGGGCAGAACAGGACAGUUCACAAUUAUACACGCCAAGGAGCGCCCUCAGCUGGUCCUAAAGUGGAGGUGCAGCAGAUCUCCGGCGGCAGAGUGGAUCUCAGGUGGAGUCCUGUACCUGUGGAGCUGCUUCACGGUUUCAUCCGCAACUACACAAUCUUCUACACAACAGCAAACCAAUCAGCCAGGGGAGUGAUUGUGCCUGGUCACGCUCUCCAUUACUCUCUGGACGGUUUGUCUCCUGGUAACUACGACAUCUUCAUGCAGGCAAACACUGACGCUGGAGCUGGAGCAGCUGGGCCCAUCGCUAAUGUGCACAUAGGCGCGGAGGAAACCUCGAUAGUGACGUAUGCCAUCCUUCCUGUCAUUCUGACUUCACUGGCGCUGGUGCUGAUGACCUGCCUCUCACAGAGUAGGAUGGUGAAACAGAAGCUGCCGUGUCGAGACAUCCCUGAUCCUUCCAAUAGCAGCUUGGCCCACUGGACCCCAAAAAUCACUUUGGAGAGUAUGAAGCGGCCUGGAAUAGCUGAGAGGAUUGAAAUCAAAUACUCUGAAGUUUUUUUGCUUGGUCAAAGCGAGCUGCAGAACUCCGACCCGGAUCAGGACCUCAGCUAUCAAAGUAAUCUCCAAGCAGAUUUCUCUCACUGCUUCUCGCCGCUCCCAGUUUCAGGGCUCCAAACAUCUCAAAAUACCAGGAAAUCUGAGAAGAAGUGCUCAACCAGAGCCAAGACGACCUCCUACACUGAUCUCUCCUCCAUCUACUCCAGCGCCCUCUUCUCUCAGACGCUCAAAAAUCUUCCUUCACCCUUCAUAUUGUCCUCCGACCUCCAAUCCAAUGACUGGCAGCACUGCUCUGUCUGCGUUAAUGACAUUAAGCUCCAGCUAGGUGGAGACAGUGAGCCGUCUGGGUCUCUGCAGGGCAGGAGCACCAUCAGAUCUGAUUCCCAAACAGAUGAACUGAAAAACUUCCAGCAUCAGAGCCCUGUCUCAAUCGCUGACUUCAGCAGCUUCUCUCCUUUCCCCUACCUCCUUUCUCACCCAGCUGAGGUCACGUCACCCCAACACCCUUUUUCACAAAGCCUCUAUAACUUGGCACCUUCGCUGCAGCCCGACACCUUCACUCGCCCCGAAGACACUUUUACUAGUACAGCGUUUUCACCUUUUUCUCACUCUGUUUACGUGGUUUCCUCCCUCUGUCCUGAGGAGUGUGAUCCUUACAUCUCCGCGGCUGUUUAGUUUCAUGCCAGGGAAAUAAAACUUUUCUUUUAUUACAGUUUCGAUAAAAACAAAUAUGCACACCCUUUGAUUUUUUUAUUAAAACUUUAUUUUUUUUUUAUCUUUACAAAGAUUGGAUUGUCUAUCAGACACAAAAUGUAUAAUUAUUUUUAAAUCAGUCUGAUCAAGAGGUUUGUUUUUCCUCUUACAUUUUUUAAUGCGGAGUAUCCAAACAUUUCUUAAAGGAACAGUGUGUAACAAUUCGGGGGAUCUAUUGGCAGAAAUGGAAUAUAAUAUUAAUAAAUAUGUUUUCUUUAGUGUAUAAUUACUUUAAAAUAAGAAUUUAUUGUACUCGGAACUCGGGGAAAAAAAAAACGACACGGAAAAGUACAAUGGAACGGAAACUCUGGCAAGCUUUAUCUAGCCCUAGUUCGCCGACAUAAACACACCUGUCAUCACAGCAACAUGGAGGCGCACAUAAUGAAUUACCUUUUCAUAUUUUUUACUUUACGUAGUGUUUUAUGCAGUGUGUUGUGUUGUGAAAUGGAUCUAAAAUAAAAACCCUAAUAGCUAGAGCAUUCAUCCUUGUACUCAUGUUGUACGCUCGUGAUGAUGUCAUUUCAUUACAUUACGUGUGGAACAAUACACGUUGACAACACGCGGUGGGAACAGAUUUCCCCGUUUAAAUCAAUGUAAAAUAAAAACCCUAACAGCUAGAGCAUUUACUCUUUUUGCAGCAGAAAGCUAAUAUUUCCGUUUUUCACGUCAUUACAUUGUACGCUCGUGAUGAUGUCAUUACAUUACGUUAAGUGUGCAACGUAACAAAACUAUCAAAACGCCUUUGCACUUGUUCUGAGCAUAUCUCAAAUAACCGUUCAAAUAACUUAUGGAGUGUUAACAAAUAUUUUGCUCGUGUUUCUACAUUUAUAAAUCUUUUGGAUCAAUAUGUGUUAUUUAAUAACAUUUUAUGAAAAAACAUUACCAAUUUUGCAUUUUUUUUUUUUUUUUUUACUUAUGACAAAAUUUCAAUAUUUUUGUCAAUUAUUAUGGUUUAUUGACUUUUAUAGCCUUUUAGCUUAGGUUGUACAGAUUUUAGGGAUAUGAAGCAUUUGAUUAUACGCCAAGAAAUUACAUCACAAUACGCAAAAACACCAAUGUAGGCUCUGGCGGACCAUUUCUAUUGCAGAGUUUAAAAGGUUAACUUAGCUUAGCAUUAAGACUGGAAACAAGGGAAACUUCAGGCAAGAAAGCCAAUAAGCAUAUUUCUCAAAAUAUCGAAAUAUUACUCUUUAUUGCAUUUACUUUGUUUGGAUUUGACAAAACAAAACAUGAAGGGUGGGGGGAAUGAAUAGUGUUUAUAGACACUGUAAUAUUUGUGCUAUUUUUGUACAUGUUUGAUCCACUGUGAAGGUUUUAUAAUGUGUUUUUGACAUUGUGUUGCUAUACACAGCUGUUGUUGAUGUUUAAGCCAUGACUUGAAUAAUAAGCUUUACUUUUGGGUCGUCUGGGGAGUGAAAAACCAAAACAUUUUAUGAGAAGAGGACUUUUGAAGUAAUGAACUUAACACUGCAAACAAAGACUUACUAGAUUGUGUGCCAUGUAGGUAACAGCAUCUUUCAUCCUCCUGUGUGCUUUACAUCCAUCAUACAUCCCUGCUGGUCAGCUUCUCCUGGUGGCAGCUGUUUCUCUUUGUUGUAGCAUUUUGUCUCGACUCUUCCCCUCCACAUUUACAUAUUUUUUCUGUGACGCACCUGCAGUUUGACCUCUUCAGAGUUUUGUUAGUUUACUUAUGUUGCUUUGAAAACUCACAUACCUCAGACUCAGACCACUUUUAUAGCUAAAACGCUGCAGACUGGAAUUCAACCUUAUAAUGAGCCAUCUUUGUAGCAAGUGUUUGACGUUUUUUUCAGUUUAUAUUAUUUGUACGGUAUGCUUGAGCAUUGCAAAUUGCAGUUAAUGCAUGAGCCAUAUUAAAACAGAACAUUUGCUGUGUGUGUGAACAUUUGGAUUCAUAACUUGUGUUUUCAGUCGAGCAGAUUACUUUGUUAUCCUUUAGACUAGACAGUUUAUUCAGUGUGUUUGUAGCUGCAGACAUGUUGACUUGAAGGAAAAGCACAGGUGUUACUUCUAACAUUAACAACGGCCCCGCUCUCAAGUUUCCCAGUGAGCCAUGACAGCGUUGCAGUGAGCCAGCAUGCACAAUACACUGAAGCAGCUAAAUGGAUUUCAGCCACUAUUCAUUUUAUUAUUGUACUUUUCCUGCUCUGACAUGUCAAAACGUCUUCUGUGGAAAAAAGCCUCUAAAGAGGAC